UCUUGAGGAGCAUAUUGAUCAGACUAUUCCGGGAACUGAUGAAACAAAUCUUUAUUUUGCAUUUUAACGAGGUUCCGAGAAGUGUUUAUUAAUGCUGUUGGAAUGCAUAUAAACUAUGAGACUGGCAUUAUAGGCAAGCAUCUUGUAUGAGUAAGCUCAGAAGCUGACCCACACGUUGGGGCAAGUUGGUUGCAACACAGAGUCAUAUUGUUUUAUGGAGGACCACAACUUAGUUGUUGGUCAAGAAUUUCCUGAUGUCAAAACAUUCCGAAAUGCAAUUAAAGAAGCUGCUAUUGCACAACAUUUUGAACUUCGCAUUGUGAAGAGUGACCUGAUUCGCUAUAUCGCAAAAUGUGCUGCAGAUGGUUGUCCUUGGCGUAUACGUGCAGUCAAGAUUCCCAAUGCUCCAACAUUCACAAUACGGAGUCUUGAAGGAACGCACACCUGUGGGAGAAAUGCCCAAACUGGACAUCAUCAGGCUUCUGUGGAUUGGAUUGUUAACUUUAUAGAGGAACGACUGAGGGACAACAUAAAUUACAAGCCAAAAGAUAUUUUGCAUGACAUCUACAAACAGUAUGGGAUAAUUAUACCAUACAAGCAAGCUUGGCGUGCCAAGGAACGGGGGCUGCAAGCCAUAUAUGGGUCUUCUGAAGAAGGUUACUGCCUUCUUCCUGCAUACUGCGAGCAAAUUAAGAAGACAAAUCCUGGAAGUUGUGCAGAGGUGUUUACUGCUGGUUCUGAUAACCGGUUCCAGCGACUCUUCAUUGCUUUCUAUGCUUCCAUAUACGGUUUUUUGAGUGGAUGCUUGCCAGUUGUUGGGCUUGGUGCAAUCCAGUUGAAAAGCAAGUACCUUGGUACCUUAAUGUCAGCUACUUCUUUUGAUGCUGAUGGUGGAUUAUUUCCAAUUGCCUUUGGUGUUGUCGAUGCAGAGAAUGAUGAGAGUUGGAUGUGGUUCUUGUCAGAGUUAAAUAAGGCAUUAGAGAUGCACACGGAGAGGAUACCUGAGCUAACUUUUUUAUCUGAUGCACAGAAAAGCAUUGCAGAUGCUGUCAAAAGGAAAUUUCCUGGUUCUUCACAUGCAAUUUGCAUGCGUCACUUGAGUGAAAGCAUGGGUCAAGAGUUUAGAAAUUCAAGGCUUGUUCAACUGUUAUGGAAAGCCGCAUAUUCUACCACAGCCCAUGGAUUUAAAGAGAAACUGGCUGAAAUUCAGGAAAUCUCCCUGGAUGCAGCAAAGUGGCUUCAACAAUAUUCUCACUCCCAUUGGUCAUUGAUGUAUUUUGAAGGAAAACGGUAUGGCCAUCUCUCUUCAAACAUUGAGGAGUUCAAUCAGUGGAUUCUUGAAGCACGAGAGCUGCCCAUAGUUCAGGUAAUUGAGCGGAUUCACAGUAAACUGAUAUCAGAGUUUGAGGAACGGCGAGCAGAGAGUAGUACUUGGAUUUCCAUGCUUGCGCCGACUGCUGAGAAGCGCUUGCUGGAGGCGAUGGAACAUUCCUCUACAUAUCAGGUGCUUCGGUCUGAUGAGGUAGAAUUUGAGGUCCUAUCAGCAGAGCGAUCACACAUUGUGAACAUAGGUACCCGUUCUUGCUCCUGCCGUGAUUGGCAGUUGUUUGGAAUACCAUGUUCACAUGCAGUUGCUGCUCUUACUUCAUAUAAGAAAGACGUGUAUGCUUAUACAGAGAAGUAUUUCACUGCAAGCUCUUAUCGUGAGUCAUACUCCGAAGAGAUACUUCGCAUCCCUGGGAAGAUCAAAUGGAAGAAGGAAGGUGAUGUUCCAGUAGAUGAUGAUGUACGACUUGUUCGACCACCCAAGUUUCGAAGACCACCUGGACGCCCUGAGAAAAAGCGGGUAUGCGUAGAGGAUGUUAAUCGUGAAAAGCAUACAGUUCAUUGUAGUCGCUGCAAUCAAACAGGGCACUACAAAACGACCUGCAAAGCAGAGACCUUGAAGAGUUUUGAACAGUUGUAGAUGUCUAGCCUUGUAUGUUAGAUCACGUAACAACUAACAAGUCAGAGUCGUAGGGUGAUGCUUCUGAAUAGGACUGAGAAUGCCUUGUCAAAUAUGUAUGAUGUUUUGUAGCUUCCCAUGUACCAUUACGAUAAUCUCCAUUGUAUAAAAUGUUUCUGUGGCGUCACGAACAUGUAGGUUUGGUGGGUUUCAUCCAUUAGCCUUUUGGAGUUUCGCGAUCCGCAUUUUCAUGCA
Molecule: messenger RNA, 2200 nt
Organism: Coffea eugenioides
Lineage: Eukaryota; Viridiplantae; Streptophyta; Magnoliopsida; Gentianales; Rubiaceae
Exons: 2
Coding region: 215-1966 (583 amino acids)
Molecular function (GO): zinc ion binding
Source: RefSeq, a predicted model, not a curated record